AGCGACCAGUCUUCCGUGGACCCGAGCGACAUCAUAGAGCGUUACGUCGACAGCGACGCCAGCGCCCUUUCCCAGUCCCCGCCGCCCAUUCACGAUCUGUCGGCCGAGGUGGCCCGCCUCCUGGACCACUACUUCAGCCCCUCGGAAGAGUCAGACGAUGCUCGUUCUCCCGAACUAAGUCUUGCCGUUCCCCACAGGCGACGCCACUGGCCACAAAUUGAACUACAACGAGUUGUGCCCUUCGGCGUAGAAUCGACGACAUCGUCUACAGCUGCUCGUCGCAGUAUAAACGGAUCCAGCAAUGAAGGCAGGCAAUACGCCCUGGCAGAAGAGAGGCAUGACAUUUCAAGGGGUGGUGCUGACCUCUCUAAACCAACCACCACAGCCACCUCCCAACACCCAACAUCCUCCGAAGAAGCAAUGAACUUGGCCCUACCAUUGGCCAUACAGCGUCUGCAGUCCAGCGAGAGCAUCCGGUGUUUGGUAGCAGGGAAUCUUCAGGGAUCAGCGAGGUCAUCCUUAAGUCAGCUCAGUGACGAGUGCGCCGCCAAGCCACUAGCAGAGGAACUGGAAGAAGCCGAGGGGGAAGAGAAGCUGAAGAAACGAAGCUGUUUUCUUUGAAAACUUUGAGACUGAUAGCAGCUCAGUGAGCUAUAGCGGCGAGGAGGGAGUGGAGAAGAAGGAUCGUUGUUGUCUGAAAACAUUGAUUUUGAGCUCCACGACGAGGAUUCCGAGACUCAUAAAGUGUCGACAGAGCAAGAAGCCACAUCUCUUGCUGCCACCCAAUCAAUUUCAACAGAACGAAGAACAAAUGUUGCUAGCUCAAUCGAGAUCAUCAAGGAACAAUCUUUGCAAGUCCAUCCAAAAAGUGAGAGUAGUACCACCCAAAAUGGCACAUUAUCUUCUAAAAUCUCAGCUACCAUGACAACUCAAGCACCCAACUCUCCAACGGGCUAUAGCAAAACAAAUCAAAAAGCCAGC
This is a messenger RNA of Geodia barretti, 981 nucleotides long. Lineage: Eukaryota; Metazoa; Porifera; Demospongiae; Tetractinellida; Geodiidae. The record is from the annotation of a GenBank genome assembly.